CCUCUCCGGGAUCAGGGGGGAAAACGCUCAAGCGAGGCGAGAAGCACCAGCGACUGCAGAGCAGGAUCAGAAGACUUGGACAUUACACGCAGCCCACAGGCAGCCGGUGCGCGGUGAACGGAGCGGGAUCCAACGGACUCAAUACACUUUAUUCCAGCAGCAGAGAGGAGUGGGAAGAAAACCAAAAAGUUUGUUGAAAUGCAGUCAGUGUACCAGCACCUGAUCAGCCUGCUGUUUGUCUUCAGCAGCCUGCAGGUUAACCAGCUGACGGAGGGCUGCUCGUGCGCUCUGACGCACCCGCAAGACGCCUUCUGCAACUCCGACAUAGUGAUUCGAGCUAAAGUGGUGGGCAAGAAGCUACUGAGAGAUGGACCUUUUGGGACGAUGCGCUACACGGUCAAGCAAAUGAAGAUGUACAAAGGAUUCGACAAAGUCCAGCACGUGCAGCACAUUUACACGGAUGCCUCAGAGAGUUUGUGCGGCGUUAAGUUUGACAUCAACAAGUACCAGUACCUGAUCACAGGUCGAGUGUACGAUGACAAGGUCUACACGGGGCUGUGCAACUUCAACGAACGGUGGGAGCGCCUCUCAUUGGCCCAGAAGAAAGGCAUCAACCAUCGCUACCAGCUGGGCUGCAACUGCAGGAUUAAGCCCUGCCACUACCUGCCAUGCUUCGUGACCUCAAAGAACGAGUGCCUAUGGACGGACAUGCUGUCCCACUUCGGCUAUCCUGGCUACCAGUCCCGGCAUUACGCCUGCAUCGCGCAGAAGGAGGGCUACUGCAGCUGGUACCGGGGCAUGACCGCACGUGACAAAACCACCAUCAACGCCACCGACCCCUGAACCCCAAAGCACCCUGCCAGAAAUCCACUGCCAUCUCCCUGACUCCGUCCCAUCCCGAUCACUUCUAGAGUAUUACAGGACUCUUUAAGCUCACUGGCCUGGGUGACAGCCUCUUUAAAUGGGCAAAAAAAGAGAAAAAAAUUGAAUCCAUUACAGUGCCUGUUUCGUAGCACUUCUAGUAGAAAACAAUACCUUUUUUGUUGUGCAGAUCGCCCUUGUUUGACUCUAUUAUCAUUUUCCUAAACCACGAAUCAAAAAGUCCUUGCUCCAAACUAUUUUUUAAGGGUUCUGUGGCGUUAACAAGGUGACAAAUACCUACUUUUAAAAGACCAAUAAGCAGUGUAAGACUUUGAUGGGAUCUUCAUAACUGAAGAACUAAUUCCCAUGACAUCCAGUGACCUGUACACAAUUAAAAGUAUCAGUAAGUAUCAUUGGUGUUAAUUAGUGAACCUAAGUUAGCCUACUGCUAGUAUUCUGGUAAUUUUGUGAAUUGCAGUCUAUAUUUGAUAAAGCAAGGACUCUAAAGGUGAUGAUGUACAAAAGUACAGCCAGUGAUCACUAAUCCGAGACGUAAAGGUGUUACACUGUUGCUAAGACUCAGUUCUGCACAUCACCAAUACAGAGCAGAGCCAAGAAUCUUUUCAACAUUACAGACCGAGUGCCAAUGUGAGGUAUGACCUCUGAGAGUUAUACCUCCUUAUUUUGGCUUCAGAAAACUUUUUUGAAAAUGGUAUUGUUUUACAGUGAAGUAUACAUCGAUUAUGUUCAGUUUUUACUGUAACAUGUGUCUUUAUGGAUGGUAGUAUCUCUGCUUACCUGAAUGUUUGCAAUGUAACUCGUUUUGCAGUUAUAUCACAAACAACGCCCUUUCUGUUAAGCACUGAUUGACAGAUCAGAAAUGCUACAAAUGUCUGUUUGUUACAGUGCCAACGCAGGGAAGAGCUCACUUCUAGCAGAGAUGGUGAUAUUUUAUUUUUUGCUGUAUAUAACAUAAGCUACAGAAAUGAACUAUCAACUCAGCUGAAACCUCUAUAAUUCAUUUAUUUAUAUGUUUAUUGGAUUACACAGUAACCAUGUACUAUAUCUGCAAAAAAAGAAGAAGAAAAUAUAUAUAAUAACAGGUCAAAACUACAUUGUGACAACCAUCACAGCCUGUGUAACCUUCCAGAAUGAAGUACCAGCAUCUCCAAUGGUAUUGUACUUAUGGUACUGUUUUGUUAGCUUGAUCAUAGAUACCCCGACUGGUACUUUCCACCAAUCCAAUGAAAGUCAAGUAUAAGCAGAGGUUUCAGAAUAUGAGAUAUUUUGUAAGUGUAUAUUCAAUCUUUUUGUAUUUAACUAUUUCAAAUGGAUAUAUAUAAAUGAAAGUAACAAUAUUGUCACUAAAUUCAUUUUCUUCACCUGUUCCCUUCUAGGGAUUUUUUCUUAUUUUUUCCCAGUGCUGUACCUUCAGUCCAUUCCAUUAACAGACACAGAUUUGCCUCAUUGGGAGUAAUGGCCCCAUCACCACUAAUGCUAAAAGAAUAUUGCAUCGCUGACGCAGGCAGCGCUUAGGACACCAACUGUGGCUUCGACCAAAUUGGUUGUUUUCAUAUUUGCUUUCUUGCGUAGAGUUAGAUGAGAAUAUUAAUACCACUCUUAUGUCUGUAUGCUAAAUAUGAAGCUAAGCCAGCAGCAGGUUAGCUUAGCUUACAGUGGCAUAAAGACAGGGAAUGGCUAACUUGGUUCAACUCAAAUGUAAGAUUAUUUCCCUACCAGCACCACUACAGCGCACCAAUUAUCACCUUAUAUCUCCUUUUAUUUGUACAAACAUCAAAGUGUUGAGAUAUUACGAGGAAUUCUGUGUUGGACUGUUUCCUGGCCAGACGUGAUGACUUCCUGGAGUCUUACGGUUCUUACACUUUGGUUUUUGAAAGGAUUAAACAAGCAAGUGUAACGUGUUAAUAAGUGAGCUUUAGAGAUGCUGGUAAGCAAUUUUUUUUUUUACCUUUGGACUGAGCCAAGCUAGUUGUUUCCAGCAUUUAUGCUAAGCUAUGCUAAUCAUCUUGUGGCUGUAGCCUUGUAUUUAACGGAGAAUCAUGAGCGGUACCAAAAUUCUCGUCUAACUAUUCGCAAGAAAGCGAAAAAGCUUGUUUCAACUUUAAAUUCAUCUCCAUUCCAAAAUGACAGAAAUGUGGUGUUUUAUUCAUGUGAAAGCAGCCUCGGAUCAUAUCAGAGGAGGAAGACAACAAUGGCUCGUAUCUGUUACUCAAGUAUUUGAUUUCAGUGGCGUUAAUCUUCCAUGUUUAAUUUUGCAACACAAGCACUCAGCUCUUACCAAAAUAUCCCUCAAUCCAUCUUAACUAACUUAACUAACUAAUCGGCCUCCUUCAUAAUGAAUAUAUGGCUUGAGUAUGCAACACACAGACUAAUGAUUAGUCAUCAUUUUGUUUUUAAGAAGUUACAAGAAAAGUGAAUAGUUAUUGAACUUCAAGGGACAAUCUCCUAUCUGUCUUUAUAUGUGAUGACGAGGCUCUUUCUCCAACUGUGGCAUUUCUGUGUCACUAUUUCUGUGGUUCAUGUUUGUGUAAAUAUACUGUCUGCUUAACACAGAAACACUUGGUCAAGUUUGAUCCUUUAAAACAAACAAAAAAAACAGAACAAUCCAAUCAAGGAAGCUGUGUACAGUCUGAAUCCUGAAGUGUGUGUGGGGGGAGGGGUGUUUCCUUGUAGGGGUUAUAGAAAUGUUUGACUUAAUUUCUGUGUUUUAUAUUUUUAUAAUAAAGAUUUAAUGAAAAACGGGC
Dicentrarchus labrax (European seabass) is the source of this 3626-nucleotide messenger RNA. RefSeq names its product metalloproteinase inhibitor 3. Bases 199 to 843 code for a protein of 214 amino acids. NCBI's taxonomy places the organism in Eukaryota, Metazoa, Chordata, Actinopteri, Moronidae. The record is from RefSeq and is a predicted model, not a curated record. Gene Ontology annotation, biological process: negative regulation of membrane protein ectodomain proteolysis; negative regulation of endopeptidase activity. The transcript has 5 exons. Gene Ontology annotation, cellular component: extracellular matrix. Gene Ontology annotation, molecular function: protease binding; metalloendopeptidase inhibitor activity.